AUGUUUGGACGCGAUCAUCACCAGGAGGAGCCUUUCUACCAAGGUCCCGGGCCCGAACAGUUCCACGGUCACUAUCACUACCCACAACACCAUGGCUCGGUUUACCAUUAUCCCCCUUCUCCACCGAGGCAUCCAUCUCCGCCGCCGCAGCCCAUGCGACAUGAUCACCAUCACCAUCACCAUCACCGUCCCCGGUCUCACUCCCGCUCUCCACCCCAUUCUCGCGGAGUCCAUGACCAUGUCCCGUUGAUUCACCGUAUCCCGGAUAACAAUGCCGGCAACAUGCCGUUAUCUCCGCCUCCGCCUCCGCCACCCUCGGAGUUCAGACGCUCGCCAUCACCACCGCUAAAACACCAUGGUCAUCACAGACACCACAGCGGUAGCGGUGGUCACCGCCAUCACCAACAUCCACCGGUUAUGACUCCUGGAUUCGGUGGACCUGCCCACCACUCUCACCCAUCUGCGUUGACUCCAGGUGGCGGGUCCCGUGACAUUCCGCCGCCUCCAGCUUAUCAUGAAGACGGGCCACUGAUCCACCGCAUUCCGCCCAUGGGAGUACCUGGCAACAAUGCCUUCGUGCCACCCCAUGGUAUGCACGGUGGACCGGGGCCCCAUGCACAUCAUGGCCACCAUAGCCCUCAUCAUCAGCAUUGGCACUGA
This is a messenger RNA of Truncatella angustata, 660 nucleotides long. RefSeq lists its product as uncharacterized. The transcript has a single exon. The record is from RefSeq and is a predicted model, not a curated record. NCBI's taxonomy places the organism in Eukaryota, Fungi, Ascomycota, Sordariomycetes, Amphisphaeriales, Sporocadaceae. The coding region runs from base 1 to 660 and encodes 219 amino acids.